AUGUGUCCUACAACUUCUGCUUUGUUAGUGGUUGAAAUCCUAAAGGGUGAUGAUAAAAAAGUUAUCAUGCAUCAAACUAGAAUCAGGAUUGGUCAUGUCACAGGUUUGGUUCUGUUUGUGAAAAAAGGGAAGGUUUUGGAAUUUGGGGCAAUGGGUUCUUCUUGCUUUUUCCUAAUAUGUGUUCUGCAUUCUGCAAUAGCUUUGACCUGUGGAGCCCUGAUGGUGUUUUAUUCCAAAGAGAUUUGUGUGUUGGGGCAUGGACCAAAGACGGCAAGCAAACUUCAAGGGUCAACACCCCACGAUCAGUUACUGAUUCAAACCUCAGAUUCCUUCUCUGGCUUGCUGUUGUUCACAAUUGGGUUCCUUGUGUUCAUGGUUGCUUGUGUCAAGGACUGGGAGUUCCAGAGUUUCUUUGCCAAAGGGUGUGUGUUUCUUCACAUCUCUAUGGCAGUGUGGAGAUUCUACUUCGGGAGGAAGCUUGAAGAUCUUGCCCAUGACUGGCCCAGACAUGCUGUUGGGGACAUUGCAUUGGCCACCUCUUGGCUCUUCUUUCUUGUGUACAUGUGGAGGGAGAAGUAUGAUUAG
Molecule: messenger RNA, 585 nt
Organism: Sphenostylis stenocarpa
Lineage: Eukaryota; Viridiplantae; Streptophyta; Magnoliopsida; Fabales; Fabaceae
Source: the annotation of a GenBank genome assembly